UGUCAUUUGUUCGUGUCUGUCAUGUUCGCCGUGACAAACAAAAUUCCUACUCAUUCCGUGAUUGCUGUUUUCAAUCAUUUGUACUUUUCACGUUUAGCUUAAACUGUAGAAAAAUGUAUCCAAUGGGAAGUAACACCAUGGCCGGUCCGUUCUGGAGCAAUGGUCCUGCUCCGGGUGCAUACUACCACUUCCCGGGCAGUGCAGUCAAUGGUAACGCAACGCUGGCACCACGUUCGGAUACUUCCGGUGACUUUGGCACACAACGGUCGUACUACCCAGUAACCACCGGCACAUCCGUGGUCGGUUUAAUGUUUAAGGACGGUGUGAUCAUUGCGGCGGAUAAGCUUAUUUCGUACGGAUCGCUUGCACGAUUCCACGAUGUGGACCGUGUGUAUCGUAUAAACGACAAGACUGUCCUCGGAAUCGGCGGAGACUUUGCCGACUUUCAGUACAUCAAGCGUCACAUCGAUCAGAAGGUUAUCGACGAUCAGUGCCUGGAUGAUAAGAACGAAAUGAAGCCACGCUCUUUCUACAAUUGGCUCACCCGGGUGAUGUACAACCGUCGGUCCGAUUUCCAACCACUCUACCUCGAUCUCGUCAUUGGCGGUAUGCAGGACGGUGAACCGUUCUUGGGACACGUGAAUCUGCGUGGCCGUUCGUACACUAGCAAUGUCGUAGCAACUGGGUAUGGUACGCAUUUGGCACUGCCACUGUUGCGCGAGUAUUCAGAGAAUCCGGAAGCCUAUCAAAACCUCGGUCAGCCCCAAGCGAAUGAUCUGAUGAAGCGCGUAAUGGAGGUGUUAUGGUAUCGUGAUUGCCGCAGCGAUCCGAAGUACUCGCAAGCCAUCUGUACUGUUAACGGUGUACAGCUGGAUGCCGAUUGUUUCGUCGCACAGAACUGGGAUCUGGCCCAUACGAUCAAGGGGUAUUGAGGGGCAUGGUUUGAGUGAUUUCUAAAACACGAAAUAAUUUACAAACAAAUCUUCUAAUAAACACUAUCUAAUAAACGGA
Molecule: messenger RNA, 1011 nt
Organism: Anopheles funestus (African malaria mosquito)
Lineage: Eukaryota; Metazoa; Arthropoda; Insecta; Diptera; Culicidae
Gene: Prosbeta7
Product: proteasome subunit beta type-4
Exons: 4
Coding region: 114-932 (272 amino acids)
Cellular component (GO): proteasome core complex
Source: RefSeq, a predicted model, not a curated record